Molecule: messenger RNA, 4588 nt
Organism: Asterias rubens (European starfish)
Lineage: Eukaryota; Metazoa; Echinodermata; Asteroidea; Forcipulatida; Asteriidae
Product: glutathione S-transferase C-terminal domain-containing protein-like
Exons: 9
Source: RefSeq, a predicted model, not a curated record
GGGAGCUGCUGCUGUGAAGAAAACAACAUUGGAGUUUUGAAAACGUCGAAUUCGUCAAUGUUACGGUCAGGUAACGAGUUUCAAGACAUUGGAAUCAGAAACAACACCCUUUAAUUUCAACCUGGAAUGCAUGACGGCUUGAGACCGUCUUUUCCCUACAACCUUGAGUUGUUCAUCGUCUACAACGUUGAGUUGUUCAUCGUCUACAACUUUGAGUUGUUCAUCGUCUACAAAGCCACAAUAAGUCUGCUACAAUUGUACAAAUUACAUCACAGGCUGUAGUGAGUGCUACUUGUAAAAACAUGUUCUCAUAAAGUCUCAUAUUUUCUCAAAAACAUUGUGAAUAACUCAAAUUAUGCAAUUGGAUAGCCAGGAGGACAAAAUGGCAGCAAUCCAGAAAGAAAAGCUGUAUAUUCCUAUGGUUGGAAGCGACCUGCCACCACAGAGCAGAACCGUGAUAUUUUUAAGUCAGUAUUGCGGGUAUGAUUCCUUUGAUGUAGUUCUUGUCCAGACUGCUACCCCUAAAAAGUCUAGCAAGGAUGAAGAAGAUUUUACUAAAGAUAAAACAAAAUCUGAUUCUUGGGACGGACCCACCAAUGAUGUUGAUGGCUCUUCUGUGUGGGAAAAGGCUAUUGAAGAGCCUUCUGGUGGAAUUUUAGAGGCUGUUGGGGAGCCUUCUUCUGGGAUGUCAAAGACUUCUGACUGUUUGGGUGGAUCUGCCAAGGCUGUUGAAGAGCCUUCUUGUGGAAUUUCAGAGGCUGUUGGGGAGCCUUCCUCUGGGCUGUCCAAGACUGCUGAAUGUUCUCCUGGACCUGCCAAUGCUGUUGAAGAGCCUUCUGCUACACCUAUGCUUGGACAUACUUUCAGCCCUCCAUCAGGAGAUGACUUCCAAGACUACAUGAUCAAAGACGUGGCCAGGAAGUUUUCAGAAGUCUCGUUGAAACCAACCUGUUCCGCUCUAAACCUGGAAUACACUUUGAAGGAUAUCAAGGACGUUGAUUGGCUUGUGCAGCAGUGUCAGCUACCAGCAAUUGUGGGAGCCGGAAGCUUGACGUGCUACUCUGGACUGUGUGCUGUACUGAGGUGAAUAGUUCAUAAAGGACAUGAACGUCACCAAGAUAAGAACCUAGAUGCCCUAUUGGGUUUCAGACAGUCUUCCCUGAAGAAGUGCAGCGAGGUCAGUCCAUGGACCAAACUCUGUGAGAUAGACAUCUAUCAAAAUCCCACAGCUGAAGAUGCCACCCCUGAAGGAAUCCUUCAGCUGGAGCACAGACUUGCAAGUUCCCCUGUACUGUCUUGUAAACUGACUAAGCUCAUCGGUAAGAAGAAACGUAAACUCAAGACCCCUCAAGAUAGUAAGGUAAGGCUGGAGGAAAUGCCAGACUCUGUCUUUCAAAGUGGAACUCUGAACUUGAUUGACAAGCGGAAAAUGAAAACGGCCAAGCAGUUGCACAAGGAACGAGUCCGUCAAAGUAAGAAACUUUUGGGGCAAUCGGAAAAUCCCAACAAUCGGAAAAAUGAUCCUGGUUUGAAAGAUAAGGAGAGUGAAUCGAGGGCGGAGUCUGCUGGUGACAGAGCCUGCGCAUCGUUGAAUGAUCGUCAGACUCCUACUGAUGAUAGAAAGGUUGACAACGAGAAGGGAACAACUCUGGUUGCAUCACACAGUCGAACUAAAGAACUUGAACAUCAUGCAACCCAAGAACAUUGUGGCUCUUCAUCAAAUGAGACACCUUGCACUGUGGAAAAACAACCUAGCACUGAUCAGCUAGCAGCUGGCGUUAGAACAAUGACUCAAGAGCAACCCUAUGACCAAGAUAAAGAACAACUACUUGAAAUUCUCACACCAUCUGAACAAAUUGGUUCUGCAACGUGUAAAUCAGAAAAAUCUUCUGUGGAAUUACAAGCGGCGACAAGAACAGAUGCGACAAGUCAUCAAACACGUAACAAACAGGAAAAAGCUCAAGAUUCCUCAGAUGGCCAAACUGCAGAGUCUCUACUCAGAGUUCUUUCAGCUAAAGAACGAAGUGCCACUAUUUCAGAUAAGACGAGUCCGGGUGCAGAAUUGCCACAUGCUGCUGUUGAGCCUCGGUUUGCUGAGGGUCCGUAUGUCACCCUUACAGACUUUGCACUCCUCCACUCCGUCCACUCUUACCUGCACGGUCGAUUGGAUAAGGUCAAAGGUGGUGACAUCUCCUGGGAUAUUCCAUUAGUGUUUAGGUGGUAUCGGAGGAUGUGGGAGGUGCCAGGUGUGAGGGACUGUGCAGAGAGGUGUGGAAUGAAGGAGGUCAUGGUUGCUGAUGGAUUGAGGCUGGUCGAUUGUAUAGCAGUGAAGACAACAGAGAGCAAAGUGGAGGAAGUUAAACCGGCCAAAAUAAAUAGUUCUACUCCUCAUGCGAAGUCCAAUCUCAAAGCUGUCGGGGAGAAACUGGAGUCAUGUGAGAUUAAGAUCGUUGUUGAGGAAUUCCCGUGCGAUGACAUCCAUCUACCCUGGGACGCAUUCCCAGCUGACAUAAACCCCUCCCAAGAUGUUUCUGAGGAUAGAGCAAGGCACAAACGGGAGCAGAUUGAGAGCUUGGUAGCAGCAGUCAAGACUCUUAGUAAACCAGGAGACAUCAUUGUUGACUUCUGCAGUGGUGGGGGUCAUGUUGGAAUUGUUCUUGCUCACUGUCUACCAGACUGUCACAUCAUCAUGGUGGAGAACAAUGAGGAAUCAGUGAAGCGUGCAGAGACUAGGGUACAGGGGACCAGACUGACUAACCUGUCUCUAUUUCAGUGCAAUUUGAAUUACUACACUGGAGUGUUUAACAUUGGGGUAGCCCUUCAUGCUUGUGGAGUAGCGACAGAUCUUGUCUUAGAGAAAUGUCUGAAGAGUUUAGCUUCUAUCGUCUGCUCUCCUUGUUGCUAUGGGUCGGCACGAGACUCUCAUCUUAUCAAGUACCCGAGGAGUCUAUGCUUCAGGAACUCACCUUUAAACUACGAGGAUCAUUUGUUAGUUGGUCACACUGCUGAGCAAACUUCCAGGAACUUUCAAACUGAAAUGGCUAAACAAGCUAAACUAUGCAUGUCAAUAAUUGACACUGAUCGUGCUGAGGCAGCAAGAGAACGAGGCUAUGAGGUACAUCUGUGCUCACUAAGCCCUCCUACAUGCUCCCCUAAGAACAACCUCCUGAUCGGUAAGCCUCUACUCCAUUGAUGCAGCUAGACUGUGAGGCAUCUACUUAGUCAGCCCAUCCACACUGAGGCAGCAAGAGAACGAGACUAUGAGGUACAUCUCUGCUCACUAAGCUCUCCUACAUGCUCCCCUAAGAACAACCUCCUGAUCGGUAAGCCUCUACUGCAAUGAUGCUGCUAGACAGUGAGGCAUCAGGCUGUGAGGUACUCAAUGGUUGACAUGGCCCACCUUCUUCCUAACCAAAGGGUACCCUCCUGAACAGUAAGCCUUCAUAGCACUGAAGCUACAAGAGACGAGGCUGUGAGGUGCUCAAUGGUUGACAUGGCCCACCUACUUCCUAACCAAAGGGUACCCUCCUGAACAGUAAGCCUUCAUAGUACUGAAGCUACAAGAGACGAGGCUGUGAGGUACUCAAUGGUUGGCAUGGCCCACCUACUUCCUAACCAAAGGGUACCCUCCUGAACAGUAAGCCUUCAUAGCACUGAAGCUACAAGAGACGAGGCUGUGAGGUACUCAAUGGUUGACAUGGCCCACCUUCUUCCUAACCAAAGGGUACCCUCCUGAACAGUAAGCCUUCAUAGCACUGAAGCUACAAGAGACGAGGCUGUGAGGUACUCAAUGGCUGACAUGCCCCGCCCUCUUCCGAACCAAAGGAACCUCCAUAGCACUGAAGCUCAAGAUCAGUUAUCUUCCGGAUCUCUGGUAAGCACAAAUCUCAUCAAAUUAUUGGAUAUAUUUGUCAAUAGAAUUGGCUUUGUGUUCAUGCUAUGGGAUGUGAGGUAGGUUGACCUAAAUGUACAUAUAGGUUAGCACGAACUUAAAAUUUUACAUGCACACAUUUGUUUUUAGCCUUCAGGGCCCAAUUUCAUAGAACCGCUUAAGCACACAAAUUUGCUUAGCGCUACAAAAUUAUGCUUACCAAAAUAAGGUUACCAGCCAGACUACCACGUAACAUGUUCAAUUUGUGAGUGGUAUCCUGCUUAUUUUGGCUUAGCAGAAAACCUUAAUGCAUUGUUGUCUGCUUAAUCAGCUCUAUGAAAUUAAGCCCUGGUCACAAACAUGUCUCCACCCCAGUUCAUACUUACUGCAAAAGCGAAUUGAAUGCGAUAUAAAUUUUGACGUCACAAAUUAUUCACAGGGAAAACGGAGCUGUGACGGCAUAAUUUGUAUCGCAUAAAUUUGCAGUGUAAAGGAGUGUGAACUGGGCUUUAGAUGCACGACGGCACUCAAGAUUAUUACACUAAUUCCAAAAUAAAUGUUAGCAUUUGAGAAAGACUCUGCUAGGGUCGGAACAUCAGGCCAUUAACUUUUUUUUUUGCAUUUUCUCAAGAUAUAAUAGCGUUUAGAGUUUUGGGGUUUCAUGGAAAACAUGUUUUGCUUUGAUAAUUAGGAUUUGAAACUAUGGAUGGUAAAGAU